This is a messenger RNA of Chenopodium quinoa (quinoa), 1328 nucleotides long. Its product is annotated as glutathionyl-hydroquinone reductase YqjG-like. The coding region runs from base 122 to 1012 and encodes 296 amino acids. Gene Ontology annotation, molecular function: glutathione transferase activity. Gene Ontology annotation, cellular component: cytoplasm. NCBI's taxonomy places the organism in Eukaryota, Viridiplantae, Streptophyta, Magnoliopsida, Caryophyllales, Amaranthaceae. The transcript is spliced from 6 exons. The record is from RefSeq and is a predicted model, not a curated record.
AUAAAACAUUGAAGCUUUUUACCAACUUUUUUUUUUCCUCUUACUUUCCCUCUCAGUUUUCCUCAGGCAACAGCGGAAGAGGCGGCGGCUAGUAAGAUCAGUCGAAUUAUAUUGGUGUACCAUGGCUCAGACUGCAGAAGAUACAACAGCAAAGACUGGUGCUUACAUUCGCCCUCCAUCAGCAUUCUGCAAUUUUAUUUCAAGAGAUCCAGAAUCAACCUUUCUGCCUGACUCUGGAAGAUAUCACCUAUAUAUAUCUUAUGCUUGUCCGUGGGCAUGUAGAUGCCUUUCUUUCUUGAAGCUUAAAGGGCUUGAAAAGGCAAUCAGUUUCUCGUCAGUCAAAACCAAAUGGGAAAGAACAAAAGAAGGUGAUUCACAUAUGGGAUGGGUUUUUCCUGACUCUGAUACGGAAGAACCAGGUGCUGAGCCGGACCCUUUGAAUGGUGUAAAGACUAUCAGAGAACUGUAUGAGCUUGCAAGUGCUAAUUACUCUGGCAAAUAUACAGUUCCUGUUAUUUGGGACAAGAAACUUCACACAACUGUAAGCAAUGAGAGCUCAGAGAUUAUUCGCAUGUUAAACUCUGAGUUCAAUGAUGUAGCUGAGAAUGGGGAUUUGGACCUCUAUCCCCAUCACUUGCGAACUCAAAUUGAUGAGGUUAACAGAUGGAUAUAUGAUAAGAUCAACAAUGGUGUCUACAGAUGUGGAUUUGCCACUAAGCAAGAACCAUAUGAUCAGGCUGUUGAUGGACUGUACGAAGCACUGGAAAAAGUAAAUACUGUGUAUGCUGUUUACUUCAAACGCAACAAGAAACUGAUCCGCGAGUACCCAAACUUGUUCAAUUACACUAAAGAUAUCUUCCAAAUUCCUGGCAUUAGCAGCACAGUGAACAUGGAACACAUCAAGAAGCACUAUUAUGGAAGUCAUCCAUCCCUUAAUCCUUACGGGAUUAUUCCUCGUGGCCCUAAUAUCGACUUCUCUUCUCCCCAUGGUAGAGAAAGGUUUUCUUCUUAGUGAUGCUGACAAAACUGUUCAAAUUAUUGGCAUGUAGGCCUUAGAUGGUGGCCUUCCUGUAUUUGUUACUACGUAUACGAUUUUUCUUGCUCAAGUAAGAUGCAUAUUCUAGUAAGUGAGCUCAUAUAUAGUUGCUAUUGACUAUUGUUCUUGUUGAUCGGAUGAUUUAUGCUAUUGACUAUUAUGAUUUAUAUUUUCUUCUUCUAUUGGUGUGGUUAUUGUUUGAAGUAAUAGGGAAAUACAUACUGUAUGUUUGGGUUCUAUUGUAUUAAGAAACUAGUGUUUGUUUUGUUAAAGCUAUGUUACUCGAACUCUU